This is a messenger RNA of Drosophila ananassae, 1172 nucleotides long. Its product is annotated as protein Aster-B. Gene Ontology annotation, cellular component: endoplasmic reticulum membrane; endoplasmic reticulum-plasma membrane contact site; plasma membrane. Bases 1 to 1092 code for a protein of 363 amino acids. Gene Ontology annotation, molecular function: sterol binding; sterol transfer activity. Gene Ontology annotation, biological process: intracellular sterol transport. The record is from RefSeq and is a predicted model, not a curated record. The transcript has 2 exons. Lineage: Eukaryota; Metazoa; Arthropoda; Insecta; Diptera; Drosophilidae.
AUGAAGUCUAUCAAGGCCCGAAUAAAGCAUCGAUUCGGGAAGCAUUUCCCGAGGGUUACUGCCCGUGGCUCCGUCACCUCCCUUCUCGAAGUGCUCGUCGGCCGGACCGGCAGCAGUAGCCGCAUCAACCGGUACAUGUAUGUGACCGCGGCGGCCGCUGCAGCCCGUCGCAACAACAUGACGAACUCCACCCAGUCCUCGGAUCCCACGGAUUUUUCCAGCAGCAGCAGCACUAAGCAGCGAUUCCCCUGGGGCAGUCGCAAGUCCACCGCCAGCCACUCCAGGGUCCGCGAAUCGGUGUCGAUUGCUGGGAGAAGGCGAACCACAUCCUCGCCAAAGCUAAACGAAACGCGGACGAGCACGGACAACUAUUCGCAAACGGACAAACGGAUCAGCCACGAUAAGCACGGAAAAUCAUUAUUAACCGUUCAUUCUGGCAUCUCGCAGGCACGGAGCCGCCAAUCGACAGCACCCGAUCCCCAGUGGCAGGCGGGCAGGAGGCGACAGAUCGCGGACAACUACACGCGCAGGAAGACAGAGGCAAGACUGGUGACCACCAAGUGCAACGCGGUGCACGACGGUCGGAAGCUGCUGCAGGAACGGAUGAUGGUGGAGGUGGACGUGUUAUUCAAAUUACUCUUUUCGCCAUCGCAGUUCCUGCAGAGCUUCCACGACAGGCGCGAGACGACGGACCUUCGAAUGGGGCUCUGGGCCAAGAACGCCAGCGGUCAGAACGAACGCACAGUUACCAUGACUGUGACAUUGGCCGCCAAUAUUGGUCCGAAGUCGGCAAAAGUCACCGAAACGCAGACGUUGCGCGAGUGCAGCCAGCCGGGGCAACUCUACUCCAUCGAUGUGCGAAGCGUCAAUGCAGAGAUCCCGUACGCCGAUACCUUCGAGGUGCACAUUCACUACUGCCUGAGGGCAGCGGUGGACGAUCAGACCGACGUGCUUAUUUUCGCCCAGAUCAGGUUCGUGAAGUCCGUCUGGGCGGUGGUAAAGGCAUUCAUCGAGAAGAACGCGUACGCGGGCCUGGACGAGUUCGCCCAGUCCCUGUACAGUUCUCUGCUCAAUGAGAUCAAGAAGCUGUGACUUAUUGUUGCACCCUGACCAUGGCCCAUCGUCAUUAGAGGUUAAAAUACCGUCCCUUAAUAUAAUUAGAAUCGACUGUA